GGGAAGGAGGUGCCUCGAUGUAGCGGCGCUUGGAGUGAACGGGCGCCACCUAGAGUGCUCUCCCAACAUGAAAGACAGCAACGUCCUUAAGCCCCUCCUCGAUGGAGAACACAUUGUUGUCCCCCCUGAACAAUGCACUUCAUAUAAUGAGAGAUUAUUAGAAAUGCUAUCAAGAAGCUCACUACCUUUACGCAACAUCAUUGGCAAGGACACAAGAUUUGCCGUAUUCUGUUUUUGCCAGUCAUCUCCAAAAUCCGAGGCCACCCGAUCCGAGGGGCUAAGAAUCUUGAUUUUGACUCUCGUCUACACUUUUCUCCUCGGAUUGGUCAUUUUUGCAGUGGGCCGGUCCUAUGUCUCAACCAAAGUUCAUACUUAUCCCAUUCAGCCAUACGCAAGAGAGUUUGAGAGGAUCAAAGGUGUGAUGAACAUAAGUAUCGCCGUCUCAGGAGUCCCGAAGAAUCUGACUCUCGCAGCCCUGCUGGAGGCCAAGGGGCAAGAACCACUUGGGGGAGCCAUGAGGAUCUGCUUGGAUAAAGCUGCUCAGGAGUUCUCUAAGGAGCCGGUCAUAGUAAAGAAAAAUACAUUGAUGGUUAUUCUGUGCAAUGGAACAAAGCAGGUCUUUCGCUCCGGGAAAGGGCAAAACAAAAUCGGAGUUGUCUUGGCCAAUGAGAAGGUGUAUUACUUAUUUGUACAUGAGGCCAGUGCAGAAGUCCAUCUGGCAAGGCUUGGGCACCAGACAUUCCCACUCAAUCGGACCAGCAUCCUCGAUGUCCUAGGGGAACUAAAGUCCCAGAAUGGCUCCGAGGAGAUGCAGCAAUGCCUCAACAAAACCUUAAUGGAGUUGCCCCAGGAGCCCACAGCAGUGCUGGCCAAUGCCAAAAUGGUGGUGUCGUGUGGAUGGCAAAACCUGACCUUCCUUUCUGGGACCGGGGAGAAUGAGAUCCGUGUGUAUAGAGAAGAAAUGGGUGGGGAGAUCCAGUUCCGGGUGAAAGCUUCAGGGUGGGAUUGGUGGGCCAGGGUUUUCACAAGGGGAAGAGUGGUGUGACAAGACCUGAGAGGACCACGCAAAAAUGAGCUCUGUGGCUCUGCUGAGAAACCGAGCAAUUUCUAUAGUAUUUGAAUACUUCUGAGCUCACGUUACUAAUUUUAUCCAAUGUCUGUUAGUCACAUAGAUUGCAAUAAAUAACUGCUUCAAUGCAA
Anolis sagrei ordinatus is the source of this 1200-nucleotide messenger RNA. RefSeq lists its product as uncharacterized. The record is from RefSeq and is a predicted model, not a curated record. Lineage: Eukaryota; Metazoa; Chordata; Lepidosauria; Squamata; Anolidae.